This is a messenger RNA of Bradysia coprophila, 1902 nucleotides long. RefSeq names its product neuron derived neurotrophic factor nord (gene nord). The record is from RefSeq and is a predicted model, not a curated record. Lineage: Eukaryota; Metazoa; Arthropoda; Insecta; Diptera; Sciaridae.
AGUUCUUUUCUGAGACCGAGUUGUGAAACACGUCUAAAACUUGCAGAGUAGAAUUAUUUGCGGCGAAUUGUUUUUAAAUAAUUUACAUUUUCUGUUUGGAGCAUUGCGUCUUUGGUUUUAAUUAUUUGAAGUGAUUUUAUUUUUGUGAAGGAGAUUAUACUCGAAAUUCUUAAUUGAAAAUGAAUUUCAUUGUCGUGAUAGUGGUCGCAAUAUUAAAGUUUGUGGACACGAAGUACUCAUCAAACUAUUGCCAAAGUGGAAGGAAUCUCGAAUCAUUCAAUUCUACGGCUUUACCAACUGAAAUAUUGGUGAGCAUGGAAAAAGGGGAACGCAAACAAUAUCAUUUUCAGAUCAAUGCACCUACUCCAAUAAAAAUCACAUUUUCAUCUUGCACUAACAUCAUCACAAGCAAACUAUAUUACAAUCAAUCAAUUCAGAUCGCAAAAGCUGCAUCUAGUCUAAUAGUUCAAUGUGCUCCGGCUGGCCGCUACGACUUGGUAUUAAUGGCGAAGUACUCAUGCUCAUUUGAAUUAAAAACAAUAUUUCAUCAUCCAUACGACGAUUGGCCUUUGUUGAGCCUGAUUGAGCCGUCGAAAAUGAAAUAUCAAAGUCGAAUUAAAAAUCGAGAGAUGGUUAUCAAGUGGAAUAGAAGUAAGCUUGAUAUACACGUCGUCCACUAUUGCCUGGCUAUUAGCACCAAAAGAAAUCAGCACAGCUUAUGCGAAGCGAUUACACAUUCUGCUAAAGCCGACGUGUCGAAGCAACUCUGUCUACUGUCGUCGUUGAAUCACCUUUACCACAAAAACUUCAGGAAUGUAAUGAAAUUAGAUCCUGAUCCGGAAUUGGUAACCAUUAGUUGUGAAGGCAAACGAAAUCGGUUGACUGUGAAAGGACUUGUGCCGAACAAAAGAUACUUCAUCGAUCUUUUCGGUGUUCAUACCAAACUCGAAAAUUUAACGUUUUUGCUAAACUCGUCAUCCAUGUGGUUUAAUAGGAGUCGACCCAGUCACAUAAAGGAGAACUCGCUGACGACAUUUCAAGUUCCGUUGUCGGGCAGACCGGUCGCGUUUACUUAUAAGAUUCCUAUGCACAGUACGUGUCGACAAAUGAAACUGUUUACCAUUCCAUGUGGCCGCAAUAUACGACUGAAAAUUAUUUCUAAGCUCAAUAACAACGCAACCGUAAUGGAAUUACAUAAAUCGGAAACGAUAGUACUUAACAGUAGACCUCAGGAGAAAUUUGUGUUCAAAUUAUCAACAAAUGAAAUGUUCAACGGUCGAUCAAGUAGGAAAAUCAAAGUUUUAUUAGGCUGUUCAGAUUCAUUCACCCAUUUGCAACUGCCGCGGAAUAUAUCGUUGCAGCAAAAUUUAGACGAAACAGAUUGUACAACGACAUCAAUAUCAUGGAAUCCCUCACCUGAUCAACGACCAGAUAUUUGGUACUGCAUUUAUCUGAUUGAAAUCAACCAAAGAGGUCUUUUGUUUGAAGAUCACUUUUUAUCGAACGCCUGUAUCGGUACAUCACAGAGCCACCCAAACUUGUACCAAAUGGAAUGUAUUCAAAAUCCGGUGCCGGCAUCCGGGGAGAUUCGAACUAAUCAACGAAUCCACCACACUCUGACGCAGUUAAAUCCGGAACGGUAUUAUGCUGUCUAUGUCAUGCUAAGAUCGAAUAACAUCAGUCUGCCGUAUGAUAAGUUAUUAAUCAAUACAAACAGCAUGUGUGCAUUUGAAUUUAAAACGUAUCGCGAUAACCACGGUAGUAUUAUUCCUUACGAUUUAAUGUAAACAUUUUUUUUACUAAUUUAUUUUUUGAGCUACGCUUUGUGUACAGCUGCAAUACACUUCCUAUUAGACAAUAAUGUUAGCCACUAAUAAAAUAUGAUUAAAUAUGUGUCGGAGU